CAAAUAAAACAGUGCGAAUCCCCACAUCGGCCGACUAUUCGGCGCCAAGAUCUAGAAAUCGUACCAGUCUUAACAAUUUCAAGUAGUGGUAUCAUAGAUACGAUAUCUAUUGUUGCACACACCAAAGCUUGCUAAAGAAAAGCUUCACCGAAACAACGGUCUACCAUUUUUACUCUUUCCCCUCCGAUAAUACCACAAUUACAACCUAUCCUCGUCAUGGCAUCAAUUGCGCGAUGCCUCCGGGCAGCUCGACCUUCGACUCUCUCUCGAUUGGCAGUACAAGCGCCGCGCGCAAAAUCCAAUUGGCAACCGGUAGCUGUGAGGGCAUUCUCUUCUUCGCCGAUAAGAGACAUCCGCAAGUACACUAAAGACCACGAGUGGAUCGACCUCAAUGCCGACAAGACGGCCGGUGUGAUCGGCAUUUCGGAGUAUGCCGCUGAAGAGUUGGGUGAUGUGGUAUACGUUGAGCUACCCGAGGAGGGUAAGGAGGUUAAUGCUGGUGACGCUAUUGGCGCUGUAGAAUCUGUUAAGAGUGCCGCCGAUAUCAACGCACCUAUUGCUUGCACGGUUACAGGCAUCAACCUAGCGCUAGAGGAGAAGCCCGGUACCAUAAACCAGGUCCCCGAGGACGACUCCCACGGUGGUGGUUGGAUCGCGAAGGUCCAAGUCGGCGAGCAAGGCGUCAAGGACUUCGAAGCGCUCAUGGACCCCGAAGAGUACAAGGCAUUUACCGGCUCGGAACACUAAGCUCACCCCGCUCGCAAAGAGGGGUCCAAGGCCAAGAGUGCAUGUAAACGCAAUCAUGGGGUAAGGGGUUGGUCAAAUUCGACAAUGGGGAUAAGGGGGUUUCAUGGUGUUCACCGGAAAUGGAAAUGACAUUCAACAACCAGGCAACCAGCGAGUAGGAGAGAGAACGGG
Messenger RNA from Hypoxylon trugodes, 918 nucleotides. Its product is annotated as glycine cleavage system H protein-like protein. Lineage: Eukaryota; Fungi; Ascomycota; Sordariomycetes; Xylariales; Hypoxylaceae. Gene Ontology annotation, biological process: protein lipoylation; glycine decarboxylation via glycine cleavage system. Bases 217 to 747 code for a protein of 176 amino acids. The transcript has 2 exons. The record is from RefSeq and is a predicted model, not a curated record. Gene Ontology annotation, cellular component: mitochondrion; cytoplasm; glycine cleavage complex.